UUUUGAUAAGUAAAAAUAAUUUGAGCACCUAAAUAAGUUAAUAAAGAAAAGUAAAAAUAAUUAACUUUUACUUUUAAAAAUCACUUCUCAUUUUCGCUUCUCAUUUUCUCCUCACUCCCCGAUACCUCUGUCUGCAGGUCCCUGAUGCUUCUCUGCCAAAACCCUUCAUGUAGCCACUUUGACGCUGAUGCCGACAAUUUAUUCUGAAAUGGCCAUUUCAGCUACAAUGUGCUUCCCUUUGUACAUCACAUUGUCAUUGUUGUCGAAAGCAGCUGUUGUUUAUUCAGUUGAUUGCACGUACUCGAGAAAGAAAUUUGAUUCAUCAAAGUUCUAUUUGAUUAUUGGCAAGAUUUGGAGGCGCAUAAUUGUGACGUAUUUGUGGUUGUGUAUGCUGAUUGCUGGUUGCCUCACAUUGUUUCUUGUUCUUCUUGUUGCCGUGAGCAGCUUGUUUUCUAUGAUUGUGUACCCUGCAAUGAUAGUGGGGCAUUGCUAUAGUGAUCUCUGUAUUGGAGGAUGUUUCGGGGACUCGGGCGUUGUUGAGGGUUUAUUUGAGCAUAGAGUGAAGACAUUACGUUUUGGUGAUGGGUCUUCGAGGUUAUGGGAAGGGCCCCUUUUGGUGGUAAUGUAUUCAUUUGUGGUGCUUAUUGAUUCCAUGAUGAGCGCAGUUUUCUACUUCAGUUGUAAGAAUUAUAGUAUGGAAGCCUCAAAGGGAGAAUCUCAAGCAGAAUUAGCAGCUAUGACAAUGUCCCCUGGAACGCCGGACAUUCAAUGA
This is a messenger RNA of Ilex paraguariensis (yerba mate), 772 nucleotides long. NCBI's taxonomy places the organism in Eukaryota, Viridiplantae, Streptophyta, Magnoliopsida, Aquifoliales, Aquifoliaceae. The record is from the annotation of a GenBank genome assembly.